AUGCUCGUCAACAGUCUGAACCUUGGAUAUGACGCCGAGGAGAUUCGCUCGAAAUUAGUGGCUAGGGUUGUGAGCGUCGUUGCUUCGGGGGAUGCAGAGCUAAGUGUGACGGCUGCUGUCGAUUUGGUCAACAAAUGCAUCGACCUAUUUCUACAGUAUAUGUUUCCAAGCACACCAAUCGCCCACGAGCGCACACUCCGCGCUGGAGCCUCACUCUUCCUCUCAGAGCAUAGUCUACGCGCACCGGAGUCCAUGAGACCUCGUGAUGGCCAGGACCAGACGUCCUUCGCGAAGAAUUUCACCCUCAUCACUGCGCUCUGCGCCUUCGUCAUGUCUGUAAUGCCCAACUCGCUGCUACCUAUAGGCAAGGAGCUUGCCGGGCCGUUCUACCAGGCGUCCAAAGCGAUGUUCCGACUGUAUGAAGAGCAUGAUCUGCAACAUCCCGACUCAACUUCACUGACCAUCCGCAUAUGGUACUCGAGCGCAAUCCAGAACAUGACGGGCAAGGCCGGCGCGGCAUGGCACUAUCACACCGAAGCCUCCGUCUUGGCGCUGCGCUUGAGACUGUACGACGAGCAAGCCAUUUGUCGACCUUCAGCGGUAGAAUCGCGGCUGCUACGUGCGAACUUCUGGCUACUCUAUCAGUCAGACAAGGCCGCAGUGGCCCUGGAGAACCGUCCCUCAAUUCUGGGCGAGCACCUCUUCGAGGACGACCUGACUCUGCUCGAGCAGGGCGACCAGCACGAGCCUCUCCUCGACGAGACAAAAAAGCUCGCGCAAGGAGCGCUAGAACAGCGAAUUGUGUUUGGAUUUCAUCUCAAGGCGCGUAUAUGGACGGCUGCCGGAAAGUUGGUCGCAGACAUCAAGUCAUACUCGCGCUGGCGGAAGCAGUUGGGCUCAGAUAACACCCGCAAAGACGUGGAUGCAGCGUACAGGGCUAUGAUUGAGGCGAACCUGUGUUUCUCUACACUCACAUCUAACCUCGAGCCAUGGUUACAGGAUCCCGACAGCAUCGAAGCUGUUGAUCCAAGGGUGGCGGCGUAUCAGAAAACGUCCUUCUGGUGCCUAAGAAGCAAUAUCAUGACGACGUAUCACUGCCUUAGGCUGGUGAUCCUGCAGAAAUGCAUCGACCACGAUCUCCUCGAGAUCGUAGGGCUCAGCACACAGCCGCUCUCAUGGGCGAUCAAGAAGGUUGACAUCGUGCAGGAUUUCCUUUAUGAGCUUCGGACCGUACCUUUCUUAUGUUACAAGGUUCAGGGCGAGGCUGGGGUCGAACGUAUCCGGCGUGUCGGCAGUCUGCUUCUCGAGCUUGCUCAAAACGUCGAGAACGAGGUCAUACGAGACCGCGCAAGAUCGCAAUUCGAGCAACUGUUGGAUUUCUUGGCCAGGUUAGAUUCAAAAGCUUCGGAUGAUCUCGACAACAGACACCUAGUGAGUGUGCCAUGA
Molecule: messenger RNA, 1446 nt
Organism: Cyphellophora attinorum
Lineage: Eukaryota; Fungi; Ascomycota; Eurotiomycetes; Chaetothyriales; Cyphellophoraceae
Exons: 2
Coding region: 1-1446 (481 amino acids)
Source: RefSeq, a predicted model, not a curated record